Messenger RNA from Oryzias melastigma (Indian medaka), 6290 nucleotides. It is a transcript of the gene phldb2b, whose product is annotated as pleckstrin homology-like domain, family B, member 2b. The transcript is spliced from 24 exons. Gene Ontology annotation, biological process: regulation of microtubule cytoskeleton organization. NCBI's taxonomy places the organism in Eukaryota, Metazoa, Chordata, Actinopteri, Beloniformes, Adrianichthyidae. The record is from RefSeq and is a predicted model, not a curated record. Gene Ontology annotation, cellular component: basal cortex. Gene Ontology annotation, molecular function: protein binding. Bases 365 to 4681 code for a protein of 1438 amino acids.
UUAUGAUGAGAGGUUAGGUGUGUUAGCACCUGCAUAUUUAGCUGUGUGGAGUGUGUGUCUAUAUGUUUAAGGGGGUGGGGUGUUUCAGAGUGAGAAAGAGAGGGAGAGUCUCACUCCUUCAUCUCUAUCCAGCUCCGCUUCCAGCUGUUGCUGCAUUCCUGCACUCGUCGCACUCGGCUGAGGAGCUCUCUUCUCUUAACCUGACCUGAAACGGGAGAAAGAGUCUUUUCUCGACUUUUACAACUUUUCAUGCCCAGCGGGGAAUGUGUCUUCUGUCAGAGCAGAGGCUGCCGAAGGGGAACGUUUAAAGGAGUUUUGUUGGAAACCUUUUCUGUCCUGGACCGUCUGAGUCUUCUCCUGCAGGAUGACAGAAGUGGCCGGCCCGGUUUCAGCAAUAGAAUCUAAGAUGAGGUUUCAAUCCCAGUCGGAUCAAAUGUCUGCAGAUGAACCUAAGUCUCCACCCUUGGACUUAAUCGAUACGGGCAAAGGACUGAAGGUCCAGACUGCUGCUCCUCAUCUGGUCAGUCUGGGCAGUGGCAGGCUGAGUGUGGCCAUCACCUUGCUGCCCCUGAAAGAAGGGGUGACACGUAUAGGCAGAGAGGAUGCUCCAGUUCCUCAGGAUAUCACAGUGCAGGGGCCUGGAGUCGAAGCAGAGCACUGCCUCAUCUUCAAUGAAGGAGGUGUGGUGACCCUUGACCCCUGUGGUCACCUUUGCAGCCUGGAUGGAGUCCAAGUCACUGUACCCACACCUCUCACACAGGGAUAUUCCCUCUGUUUUGGUAAAUCCUGUUUCUUCCGGUUCAACCAUCCCGAGGAGGCCAGCAGAAUGAAGAGCAUGCUUCCACAGAAGAGCCCAGUGUCUGCUUUGGCCUACAAUACAGACUAUCUGAAGUUUAGCAGUGACUACAGUCAUGCAGUGGUGAGGGGUACGAAUAGUGCUAGGGGCAUGAGAUCAGCCUCUGAGCUGCGGGACUUGAUGGAUACCCUGCAGCGGAAGAAAGUUGCCCUGGAAAACAGUCUAAGGGCAAAUGGGAAUGCUAAUCCCUCCUACUUCAGCGUGACACAGUCUCCCCCCACCACACCUGUGUCCAGUCCAUCUACGUCUUUGAAUUCUUAUCAAGAGCAGACAAGGUCUUUUUAUAGUUCUGAACGUCCACCUAUUUCUUUGAAAUCUGGCUCCUCUCUCCCCCCUGGUCGGCGGUCCGACCCUUCGUUUUCUCACGCCUCCCGCUCCUCAGUUGGGCGCAGUCAGGACAGCGGCAGCCUCAGUGACGGACGACGACUGCACAACCAGGGUUCAUCCCCUCUACUGUCUGCUUGGAAUGGUGGAGGCUCCACCUCUUCAGUUACCAGUAGUGAUAGUUUCCUUCUCACGUAUCCUGCCUCUUCCUCUUCACCCUGCGCACCAUCGCCGGGGGGUGCAAUAAGCAUGCCAUCAAGCCCCCGUCUAGGCCGUCGCACCUGUGGAAACCAAGAGCCAUUGUCCAGCAACCGAACCAGGAAAUACUCGGCAGGUUCACUGAAUGGUAUGAUGACAGGGGGGCAUAGCCGUUCGCUGCCUCGCCUUUGUCCCUCCCCAUCUCCCAGAGGUGACAACAAUGGAGCGCUGACUUUGUCAACACUUCCUCCACGGCGAUUUGACAGUGCCAGUGGUUAUAAAUUUAGUAAGGACUUGUACAGCUAUGGUCAAAGUGCCAACAAUGAACUCAGCCAUAACUCCAGUGGUUCCAGCCAACAAACCUCCAGCAGGAAUCAAAUGCAGACCUCAUCUCAGGGUGAAGGUGUUGUCUCCAUUUCUCUCUCUUCUCCAAAAAGUUCUUGCUCCACCUGUCCGACCAUCUACCCCACUAAUGCCCCACCAGAUGUGACGAUUCCAUCCAAACCAGGAGGCUCUUCCUCUCCCCGCAUUGCCAAAAAGCUCAGCCUGACCUCCACCAGCUCCAUCAGCUCAACAAGCUCCACCCCUCCAGAAGCAGAGCGUGUGGCGAGCCACGGAGCCCUAACUGGAAAGGAGACAUACUUGGGAGAGAGGGAAAGACACGGGACAGAACACACCUUUGCCCCAGGGAUGGGACUCGGAGACAGAAGGUCCUCAUUUGGGAAGGCGGGGGUUGAACCAGGGUUUGGUCUCGGUGAGAGGAGGCAGUCAUUCGGAAAAGCCGGGGUGGCUCCCCCGGGGGGAUUCAGGGAAAGAAGAGGGAGUAUAAGCUCACUGAGUGGAAAGGAAGAGUUGACAGAUUACCACCAACGGCAAAAAGAAGAAAGACUUCGUGAACAGGAGGUAGAGAGACUGGAGAGGCAGCGACUGGAAACCAUCCUGUCUCUUUGUUCCGAGAUCGGCCAAGCUGAAAGGAAUGGGAGUGGACCUGCUCCGAAUUCCGCUUCAGCUGUCGCAGAUUUACAGAAGAUCAACCAGGAGCUUGAGAAACUCAAACUGAACGAUGACGACGACGACGACACACCUUCUGUGUUUUCAGACUUUUCAGCCAUCAAUGGCUCCGAGGGGACGGGUAACUUGACCUCCCCUGGAUCCGAAAAUGGUUUCUAUGAUGAUGCUUUCAAGGUACAGCAGAGGAGCAGCGGUGCACACAGAGACUACAGGGCUGAAUCACCUCCCGUCAGCCUUAGAGCCUUCGCUCCUUUACCUGCUCCACGUACAAAAAAGACCAGUAAGGCUCUAGAGAAUGGUACUCACAGCCAAGAAAAAGACUUGGCAUCUUCAGAGGUGGAAGUAAGGCAUGUGGAGGAGGAGAGGAUUCAGGUGCUAAACAAUAUCGAGGAGCUGGAGCAAAAAAUUAAAGAGCUGGACAACCAAAUGGAGGAAUCUGCCCGAGAGGUGGAGGUUGAACAAGCGCUGGUUGAGGCUGAGCAGGAGUCAGAAGAAGCUGCUCUACAUCAAGAAAAAGUAGCUUUAGAGGGACUCCACAACAAGAUGGAAGAUUUAGAGACAAAUUCCAAGCAGGAAAAAGAAAAGGCGUGCGAGUUGCUGCAGGCAGAAAGGGGCAGAAUAGAGAGGUUGGCUCAGAUUGUAUGUGAGCAGCGCUCUCAGCUGGACAGCUGCCCUGAAGCCACCAAGGAGCCCCUGCAGGAGCAGCUAGCCAGGGAUUGUGAAGUGCUUGACACUGAAACAAAGCGUUUUGAGGACCUGGAGUUUCAGCAUCUUGAAAAGGAGAGUAGGCAGGACGAGGAGAAAGAAACACACAUCCAACAGCUUCUCAAGGAGAUUGCAGACUACCAGCGCAGCUCUGUUACUCGCAAGGAACGACUGUUAACUCUGAAGAAGCAGGCUGCACAGAUUACCCAGCAGGCUCAGCGAGAGAAGGAGAGCUUUAUAAAGGAGAGGAGCAACCUUGAAUCUAUGCUGCAAAGAGAGAAAGAAAACCUGGUGUCACUUGAACGAAAGUAUGCUGACCUCACUGGGGGCCGAAGCUUCUCUCUGAGAGAGGGAUAUGUCACAGUCAGUGAAAUCAAUGAGCUUUACUCACAGCUUGGGCAGAAACCUAAACCCACUCUUGCCCCCUCUCUGGCCAAAACCCCUCCUGAGUCAGAGGUAGACCUUUCCCCUGAAGAGGCCACCCCCAUACUAAAGGAGGAUGAGCAUUUCCGGAUGCUGGAAGAAAGGAAGCGGUCCGACAAAGAAGCUGGCUCACAUCUCAGUGAUACUUUACCCAGAAAGAAACCGCCCCCAACUUUGAACUCUCAGUUCACAUGUGCUACACUUGGUCGCCCUUUCUCAACCAAAUCCCAUCAGCCCCUGGUGCAGAGUUCAAGUUGUGGCAGCAUUCUUCCUAGAAUCCUCUCUUUGUCCAAGGAAAGUGAAUCUAGACGUCUGCAUAAAGGUUCAGGUCAACCAAGCUCGCGGGCGGCUUCUCAAACGAACGUCUACCUUGAUGCGUUUGGGUACCGUGACAACCAGGCCUUUGAUACGAUGAGUGUGGACAGCAGUGACUCCUUAGAAACCAGCAUCUCUGCCUGCUCACCGGACAACGUUUCCAGUGCCAGUACGUCCAAUGUGGCAAAGUUAGAGGAGAUGGAGCGCCUGCUGAGAGAGGCUCAGGCAGAGAAAAACCGCCUCCUGGAGCACAAGGAGCAAGAAAUGGAAAUGAGAAAGCAGGCCCUGGAAGAGGAGAGGAGAAGAAGGGAGGAUUUAGAGAAAAGGCUGCAGGAGGAAACAAACCGGCGACAGAAACUCAUCGACCGGGAGGUGAAAAUGCGAGAGAAGCAGAGAGCACAGUCCCGGCCGCUCACUCGCUACCUGCCGGUGAGAAAGGACGACUUUGACUUACGGGCUCACAUCGAGUCGGCGGGCCACAGCACAGACACAUGCUUCCACCUGUCCAUCUCCGAAAAGACCUGCCGAGGGUACCUGAUCAAGAUGGGAGGCAAGAUCAAAACCUGGAAGAAGCGCUGGUUUGUCUUUGACCGAAACCGACGCACGCUCUCAUACUUUGCAGAUAAGCAUGAAGCCAAGUUGAAAGGAGUGAUUUACUUCCAGGCCAUUGAGGAAGUUUAUUAUGACCAUCUGAAGAAUGCACACAAGAGCCCAAACCCAACGCUGACCUUCAGUGUGAAGACCCACGAUAGAAUUUACUACAUGGUCGCUCCUUCGCCUGAGGCCAUGAGGAUCUGGAUGGACGUGAUAGUCACUGGAGCCGAAGGAUAUACGCAGUUCAUGGUGUAGUCAAGAAGGCGGGGGACAUAUUUAUUUUUUUAACUGUUUUUCCUUGAAGAAUGGAGAUUUUUUUAAAUCCUUUUUCAGGAAAAGAUCCCAAAAUCACACAAGGGUGAUGAAAAUUGACAUAUUUUUUUAUCUAUUCACAGAAAUGACAAAACCCUUUUUACUCGCUUUAUAACUGACUGAACAUUUUUACCCAUUCUCUACGGGUAACUACAUAAGCUUCCUCCUCAGGUGUGGAGUCUCAGUGCCGCACACAUUUUUAAGAAAAAAAAACAAACAUGAUUUUUUUUUUGUAAAAAAAUUAACAGAGUCUGACUGCUGUCUAUAAGACAAACUCUUAAAUUUAACCCUUCAUCUGCCUGCUCAACCAAACGGUAGAAAACAUAUUAAUAUGAUUGUGUGUUACUCCUCCAACGCAAUAAGCAGCAGGAAGAAAAUAAAAAAUAAAACUUGUUCGGGUCAUAUGUGAAACUAAAGCAGAUUCAUUAAAAGAUUAUUUAAGCAUUUUAUGCAAUCGUUAGCCUAGCGCCAAAGAAAUUGGCUCUAAGAAAUUUGUUUUUUUUAAAAACUUAAUUAAAAAAAAGUUUGUCAGUGAUUAAGGUUGUAUAGUUCAGAUAGAAAUAUGUUCCAAAAAGUGUAUUUUUAUCCUAAUUACUGUCAGUAACAUUGGUUAUUUUUUUUAAAGAAAUUGGAAAAACCAAAGACUAAAAGUUGAUGAGUUUAAGACAAAUAAAGAAGUUUUUGGCAAAGUUUUAAUGCUAAGUAUUAUGGCAUUCUCAGGUUGCAUGCUUGUCAUUCAUUAUAAGUUUGUGUUUGUUUCUCCUCACACACACACGUGCCUUUAUUUUUGUACAUAGUUUUGGUGCACAUGUAUUUGCUGUGUACUAAUAUUGUAGCUACAAGGUGCUAUUAUCUAUUAUUCCCAGAUAAAGCCUCAUAGAUUUUUUUUUUUUUUGUGAUUACUUUUUGUUUUUAUAACCUAAUGUACUUUAUAUCAUAAAACAUAGUGGCACAACACUUUUUUGUAAUUAUUUUGAAAUACUUCUUGCUAUGAUGAAAUAGCAAAUGAAAACAUAUAUUCUUGUUACAUUAUACUGUUUUUUACAGCUUUUUGAAUACAUCUAAAUGUCUUUAGGGCAACAAUGUUUUCAUAAAUAAGGUUAAGCUGUCAGGCACUCAAAUCUAUGGUACAUUUAUUUGCCUGCUGUUAAAACUGACUGAUUAUUAUGCUGCUUUUCCCCCAGCUGCCUUUAUAACAAGUCUAUUAUCACUAUAUUCAUCUUAAGUUGCUUUGAUCACCAGAGCUCCUGAUGCUCCACAUCACUUCAGAUAAGUUUGCUCUACUGAGAAGCACUUACAUGAUUACAAUUUGCUGAUGAAAGUGUAUAAAUAUGAAGUAACUACAUGCUUGGUAUGUGUGUUUUCUUAUGACGAGUCAAACAUGUAGUUAUUCUGUUCUUCCGAGAGGGCUUUUUUCUAUUUUGCUUUAUACUCUAAAGUUGUUUUUUUUGUACGAGGUUUGUUUCUAUGUUCUGUAUUUAUGUCAUUAUCAAUUUCGAUAUGUAAGUUUUGUAUAUCCAUAGAAUAAAUAAAUGCCAUAUUUCAUAUUUUA